AUGAUACAAAAUGGAACAGCCAAUACCUCCUACGCAGAAUUUCUCCUGCUUCCUUUUCCAGGCCUUCAGGAAUCCAGAUACCUCCUUGCAAUCCCUUUCUUCUCCUUAUUUCUUUUUAUUGUCACAGCAAACUCCAUCCUGAUAUACACCGUGAAGGCCGAAGCGAGCCUCCACACCCCAAUGUAUCUGCUCAUUGUUCUACUCUUUGUGGUCAACAUCUGUGGGACUUCCGCCAUCCUUCCCAAAAUGCUGCUGAGUUUCAUGUUCCACGCCAGCCACAUCUCCCUGACUGGAUGCCUUGUGCAAAUGUUCUUCCUCUAUUUUACGACUGUCCUUGACUGCAACAUUCUUCUCAUGAUGGCUCUGGACAGGUACGUCGCCAUUUGCCACCCGCUGUGCUACGCAGACAUCAUGACCACCAGACUCCUGAUGUUUCUAACUUUUGCUUCCAUGGUUAGGAGCCUCUCUGUUGUUGGCCUAGUGGUGAUCUUGGCUUCGCGGGUGCGGUUUUGCCGUUCCAACGUCAUCAGCCAUUUUGCCUGUGAGCACAUGGCUCUCAUGAGGCUGUCCUGCAGUGACAUCUCAGUCAACAAGAAGGUGGGGAUGGCACUGAGAUGCAUAGACAUGAUCCUGGAUCUGAGCUUUCUCUUAGCUUCCUACAGCAAAAUUAUCCACACGGCUCUGAAGAUCUCAUCUGGCAACGUGAGGCACAAAGCGUUCCACACCUGUGGUACCCACCUGAUCGUCAUCUUCAUCGGCUAUUUUUCCCGUCUCUCCUCCUCCAUCGUCUUCCGUGUAGCCAAAACUGCCUCAGAAGAUGUCCACAAUCUGCUGAGCGCCAUCUACCUGCUGUUCCCCUGGGCUGUCAACCCCAUUAUCUAUGGUGCGAGAACCAAAGAAAUCAGGGAGAACCUCUGGAAACUCAUCAAGAGAAAAUGGCCUCCCCUUAGGCAACAUCUGUGA
Messenger RNA from Eublepharis macularius, 963 nucleotides. RefSeq names its product olfactory receptor 52K1-like. The record is from RefSeq and is a predicted model, not a curated record. Gene Ontology annotation, molecular function: olfactory receptor activity; G protein-coupled receptor activity. The coding region runs from base 1 to 963 and encodes 320 amino acids. Lineage: Eukaryota; Metazoa; Chordata; Lepidosauria; Squamata; Eublepharidae. Gene Ontology annotation, biological process: G protein-coupled receptor signaling pathway. The transcript has a single exon. Gene Ontology annotation, cellular component: membrane.